CCACGAGAAGAGCUCUGACCGUCCAACAUCAUGUCCUCAGACGUCCAGCUGCGUGACCAAACGGACCGACUGAGAACCUGCGACCGGGAGAGCAGACACCCCACCGGCGACAGGAGCGACUGAGAGCAGGCGGCCCCUCAGGGCUCAGACGCUCCAUCAGGAAUAUAGAGGUGUAAAUGAGCAUAAGGCCGAAGCCAUCACAGCGGCAGUGUGUGUAUGACAGCAGAGAAAUGAGAGAGGAUGAAAGUGGUCGCUCAGGGGCGAGACAGCACAGGACUGGUGUCAGAAGUUAUACAUCCUGCCCAUAGUGAACUGACCGACUAUACCCGAGUCUGGGCACCAUGGAUACAAUUAACUUCACCUUCUGGAAUGCCUCUGAGGCCAACGAGACCAUGGAGACGGUGGACGAGAGUCCGUAUAAGACUGUGGAGGUGGUGUUCAUUGUACUAGUGGCCGGCUCGCUUAGUCUGGUCACUGUAAUCGGGAACAUCUUAGUCAUGCUCUCCAUCAAGGUAAACAGGAGUCUGCAGACCGUCAACAACUACUUCCUGUUUAGCCUGGCCUGUGCUGACCUCAUCAUUGGCCUUUGCUCUAUGAACUUGUAUACAGUCUACAUUGUGAUUGGAUACUGGCCACUUGGCCCAGUCGUGUGUGAUUUGUGGUUGGCGCUGGACUAUGUGGCGAGCAACGCCUCCGUCAUGAACCUGCUCAUCAUUAGCUUUGAUCGCUAUUUUUGCGUCACCAAGCCACUCAGCUACCCGGUGAAGAGGACAACCAAAAUGGCAGGCAUGAUGAUUGCGGCAGCUUGGGUGUUGUCCUUCAUCCUCUGGGCACCGGCCAUCUUGUUCUGGCAGUUUAUUGUCGGUGGACGCACAGUGCCAGAAAAAGAGUGUUACAUUCAGUUCUUCUCCAAUGCUGCGGUUACUUUCGGCACAGCUAUAGCCGCUUUCUACCUGCCCGUUAUCAUUAUGAUGGUUCUGUACUGGCAGAUAUCCCGUGCUAGCAAGAGCCGGGUCAAGAAAGAUAACCGCAAGCCAUCAGGCGGAAACCUUGAUGUAGCUUCGCCCAGUCAGACUCGUGAAAACACGACCAACAAACCCAAAAAACCCAACAACAACAACGUAACAGCUGAAGAAGCAGACCGUCGUCAGACCCAGAUAACAGAUGACGCAGCCAACCAGCACAAUGCCAAACUUCAGAAUGGCAAAGCGCCAUCCACAGCUAGUGGAGAAGUGGAAGGGGAGGGUGAAGAGGGAGUACGAGGAAACUGCGUGCCCGCCGAGGAAAAAGAAAGCUCCAAUGACUCCACCUCCGGAAGUGGCGCCAUAACCAAUCAGAAAGAGGAGGCAGCACCAUCUACAGCCAACGACAGCCAAGGUCCUGCAAGGCAUCGCUCUAAGGCUGGAGGUUCCAAACUUACGUGCAUCAAGAUCAACACCAAAUCGCCAAAAGGAGAUUGUUACGCUGCCUCGAACGCUACCGUGGAGAUCGUUCCGGCUGUAGAGAGGCAGAACCACGUGGCGAGGAAGAUUGUGAAGAUGACCAAGCAGCCGCCCAAGAAGAAAAAAGCACCAGCCUCACGGGAAAAGAAGGUGACGCGCACCAUCAUGGCCAUCCUGGUGGCGUUUGUGGCUACCUGGACGCCCUACAACGUGAUGGUCCUUAUCAACACCUUCUGUUCCAGCUGCAUUCCCAACACGAUGUGGACCAUCGGAUACUGGCUCUGUUACAUCAACAGCACCAUCAACCCCGCCUGCUACGCCCUCUGCAACAUCACCUUCAAAAAGACCUUCAAACAUCUGCUGCUCUGCCAGUACAAAAACAUACGCUCAGCACGAUGAGCAUCACUAUAGUGUGGAUGUGUGCAUGCAUUAUAAUAUUUUGCCUGUGUUUUGAUGAUAAAAGAUGUAUACAUGAGGAGAGAUAGCAGGGGAAGUGACAGUAAAGGGGCGUUCACACCUGAUCACGUAAAUUUACAUGCACGUUCUUACACUUGCAACUCGUAGGGUCCUGUAAACACCUUAAACGGUUUUCCUUUAUCGUUUUUACCAGCUUAUCUAAUGUGCGCAUGACUGUUUACAGCAGAGUGAUUCAAAUCUCAUUGCGUUGUUAUUUUUUUUAAUAAGCUGAUUUUUGAUAGUUGUCAUUAUAUUGCUGUUCAAGUAAAUGUGCUCCCUGACAAAUGAUUAAAUCGCAUUCCAACUCAACUGCAGUAUUCAAACAUAUCCAGAAGCAGAUCGCUGUCUGCGCUCCCACUGUAGUCGCCACAUUAUGUUGCUACUUAUUGCAAAAAGUUAAACUCUGCUUAACUAUAUCACAUCGCCAAAGGUGGCGGUCACUCAUGUCGCCUCAAAUCGCCAACCUUCAUUGAAAAUGAAGGACUUCAGGCCCAUGCAAAUUGCUGUCAGUGUGAAUGCCCCUUAAAGCAGUCGCAAUUCAAACAGAGAUUGGAAAGUUGUGUAACCAGUAGGCCUGCAUGAAAUCUGUGCCAGCUGAAGGGUCCUUUGGGUUUAAUUUAUUACAUUUUUUGGCAAGUUUGAUUAUGCCCUCAGCUUCCAAUAAGACUGUAUUACUCUGCACCCCAUUGAAAAAUCGAACCCACAAAUUUCCCCCUAAAAUCAGUGCAGGAAAUGUGAAUGAAAGUCUUCAGAUUUCGUGCAGGCCUGAUAAUAGGUAUUGCUUAGAGGGUCUGGUAGGUGUGUGUUUAAAUUCAGUGGGGGGGUUUUCUAUAGAUGUAGCACUUUACAAAUGUAGAGGUGAUGCAUGUUACAAAAUGAGGGGGAAAAAGUGCUAAAAUAUUUGAUUUAUAAAAAAAGAAAUUGAAACAUAAAAAAAUGAACAUAUAAAUAGUUAGAUUAGAGUCUGUACUAUUUAAUAAUACACAAACAAGGGGACAACAGGGCUGACUGAAGAUCCAAACCAAAUGUGCUUGAGCUUCAGUAUAAAAUCAUACCUGUACAUAAGUGUACAUAAUGUACUGUAUUUGUGUUGUGUGUGUGGAAGCAUGCUGGAUGAUGUCGGCGUUUGAGAUUGAAAGCUAGUUUCAAGUCAACAUGAAACAAUGUUCACAACCCAUUUAUUUCCAUGAAAGUGUCAAUUUCAGAGUAAAACAUAAUAUUCAACAAGAACAAAUGCAGAGCAGGACUUAAUUCAUUGGAUCCUGAAACAUGGGAGUUACAUGCCAGAAUGAAGCCAGGCGGUUGAAUCUAAUGGGUUGAAAAACGAGGAUUUGCGACAUUCUGCAAAAAGAAAAGUGAUUUGAUCUUUUUGAUGAAAUAUUACGAAGACAAUAUUUUACAUUUGGAAUAAAGAAAGUAAAUAGGGUCAGUUUUGAUUUCAUGUUGACUUCAAAGCUUAUGUUAAAAGGAAGUGUCUGAUUACGCAACUAGCUAAGACAGAUAGCUGGUUGCAGUGUUUAUUUGAGUGUGUGUGUGUGCGCGCACGCUCUCCGCGAGCAAUUAGAGAGUUGAAGAGGCUCUCUGGUGUGCCUGUAUGUUAAAGUGGAUGAGUUUUGAGUGCUCGGGGUCUCCAGGGAUGGAAAUUUAAAGCUUUUAAAGUGAGCAGACGUGCAGGAUAAAGAGGCUCUUACAUUAGCAUCCACCUCACCUCUACUUUGCAUUUACACAAAACAGUUCACUCACGGGUGCAUGAAAAAAGGAAAAUACCAGCUACACAAAAUGAACAGAUUCAAAUUAAAUUAAAUACUAUAAAUCCGGUCAUGAAACUGAAAAAAAUUGUUUCACCUUUUAAAAGGGCAACAACAAAAAAAAGUCCCUUUUAAAAGGGCAAAAAAAAAAAGUCCCUUUUAAAAGGGCAACAAAAAAAAAAGUCCCUUUUAAAAGGACAACAAAAAAAAGAAGUCCCUUUUAAAAGGGCAAAACACUUGCCAACAAUACUUGACACUUAUUGGCUUAGCAAAAACGUAACUUUUUUAUGAUGUUAGUCUGUUUAAACUGUCUUUUUUUUUUUUUUAUUGACAUAAUUUUGAAAUCAUGUCUUUUUAAAGGUGAACUGCACAAAAAAAAAAAAAAAGUUUGCUUUUAAAAUACUUUUCUCAUCCCAGUUUAUUCUUAUCCUAGUUUAUUAUCAUCAAUUUUAAGUCAUUUGUAGUUUGAUAUCCCCGAAAAGUGUAAACACCUUGGAUCUGGGCAUCCCAACCAGCCUGACACAGCAAUACUGAUUCAGCCAAUGACGUUAUAAAAAUAUUUUUAUUUAUAGGACUAAUCAGAACUUCUUUUUGUUUAUUAACAACAAUUACAGUACAUUAUUAAUGUUUUAACAACUUUUAAUUUAAAUAAACUUGUAACAAACAUCACACAAUGUAAUUAUAAUAAAUGCCACAUUUAGAGUAAAUAACAGAGUAAAACUGCAUGUUUAUUUUUUCCUCAAAGCUUAUAACAAGCAUUAACUUUCAUGGUAACUAAAUAAUAAAGUAAUUAGUUAAAGAAAAAUAGAAUCAAUGUUUUUAUGUAAGGGGCUGUUAUUCUUGAUACAAGAUCUUUAUCAGAAGUAUCGAUUCUUUAGGAUCGAUCCGCCAAUCCUAGUAAUGCUAGUGGUGCAGCAAUUACACACUUCACCUUUAAACUAAAUUCGGAUGGUCACAGACACAUUUGGGUGAAACAAAUAAUAGGAAUAUUGGAUUAGAUGCACUUAACAUCUCAAACAAGCCUUUACUGCCUCAUUUUAAAUCACACACAGGAAGCUAAACUGCAUGAUUUGCAUCUCCUUCAGCUGUGUGUGUGCUUUCUGCUGGAACUGAUCUAGUGUACAGAGACGCAGUUGCAUCCUCAUGAUCUGAUCACGUUCUGCUCUCUGGGUGCCUGCGGGUGACAUGUUUGAAGCAGUGUGUUUGUCUUGUGUAUAAUUUGCACUUUUCUUCCAAAGCUCAGUGUGUGUGUGUGUGUGUGUGUGUGUGUGUGUGUGUGUGUGUGUGUUUGUGUGCACAGUACCAUUUCAGACCAUUCUGGCACCCUAGGUGAAAUCCCUAUUGGCGCCCCUCCUCUUUGGUACCCUCCAAGAAGUUGGCACCCUAGGCGAUUGCCUAGUUCGCCUAUGCCUAGAGUUUGUUUGUGUGUGUUUGUGUGUGUUUGUGUGUGUAUUUGUGUGGUGCAUUUUUGUGUUGUGUGUGUGUGUUGUGUGUGUGUGUGUGUGUGUGUGUGUGUGUGUGUGUGUUUGAUUUCCCCGGAAAGGGGUUUAAUAUAAAUCAAAGGUUUUUGCCUUGUGAAAUUAAAGGGCUAAAGUAUAUAAGCUUUCUCAUCUCAUAAUAAGACGCCAUGUCGGCAUUUGUUGUUUUUGAUUCAUUCAAUCAUAUAACAGAAUCAGAGCAGUGGAUCAUGGGAUAUGCCAGUCAAUUGAUCACAGAACCGCAGCUCUCAUAUACUGUAUGACAGUGAUGUACGCUGGGGGAAUUUCUCUUCUGUGAUGGCAGAUGAUGAUUGACGUCAAUGGACUGGCUUGUUUGUGUUGGAUCGUGUACAGUAGAUGGGUUUUUACCAUGUCGGUUUCAGUAAUCGUGCACGAUAAUCUGGAUUCUAAAAGUUUAGCAUGAAAGUUUAGAGUUGAAUGCAUGGUUGUAUCAAAAUUCUUAAAUUAAAUUACCAUAGUAAUCAUAGUUUCAACUAAAAUACAGUAGUCAGUUUUUGUUGUUAUUCUGGCUGUUUGUUAAGCCUCAGUCACCAUUCACUUUCACUGCAUAUUUUUCCCAUACAAUGAGACUGAUUCUGCCUAAAAUCUCCUUUUGUGUCCCACAUAAGAAUAAAAAAGUCAUACGGGUUUGGAACCAAAUGAGGGUAAAUGACAACAGCAUUUUUAUCUUUGCUCAUUCUACCCCAAGUCAGUACUGAAAAAAAAAAAAAAAAAGAAAUAUAUAUUUCUGUACACAUUAAGCACAUAUUAUCCCCUUAUUCUCAUUACCGUAACGUAUCCAAAUGUUUGACAUUUACUGUUUCCAUUGUUUUCAGUGAUGACUGUAAUGCUGUCCCUUUGUUUGUUUUUACAUUAAAAUCAGCAAAAAUGGAAUCAGUACCAAAUGGGGUAUCACUAUGAUGUAUAAAUAUAUAAAUAAAAUUAAAUACUCAUUUUAAAAAUAAAAUUUUUUCACGUUGUUGUAAUGAGAAUAGAAUUAUCUUUUUUUCUCGCGGUAAUGAGAAUCGGAGGGUAAAAUGUUUUCAUUUCACUUUCACGAAAAUAAUGUAGCAAUUUAAAAUAUCUUGAAAAAAAAUCAUAAUUUAAAUAAUUGAUUUUUUUUGUAGCAGUGAUGAGAAUAUCAUAAUGACCAUCUAUUUUUGCUUUGCGGCAGGGGCGGACUGGCCAUCGGGAGAACCGUGACUUUUCCCGAAGGGCCGGCCGCGAAACGGGGCCAAAUGGGCCACAAAACGGCACCGCGAUAUGCAGAAAAGGACAGCAACACCCCCUGUAACUGUUAUGAAAAUAAUGUCUCAAUGUAAAAAAAAAAUCCUAAAUACUAAAGGCCGAAGAAUACUUCGGUUGUUCAGUUGGAACGCGCACAGUAUGUGUGAUGCAAACUUUGUCAUCAGUCUGUGCGGACUGUCCGUGUGCAGCCCAGUCUGAGUCAGUUUGUCUUGUUGAGAAAAUUUCAUGACCAUGUUCGGGUCAUAUUCAAGCCCCGCCCUCCAAAGAAAUGACCAAAUACACAAAAUGAUUCGCCUUUCUGAUUGGCUAGAUUUCUGAUUGCAUUUUUUUUUAAAAAGUACGGGCUGCAUAUUUACUAACAUAAUCUCUUUAAAAAAUUCGAUUUUUUUUCCAAGCUACAAAAAAAUAAAUAAAAAAAUAAUAAUCAUUUAUUUACCAGCAUUAUGGUGUUUAACAUCUUUCAGGGUUUACUGGAGUUACGUCGUCAUGGAAACAAAGUUGUAAAAUUGGAUAUAACUUUAUACAGGUGUGGUUAGAAAGCGAUUUUAUCACACAAAAGCUGUCAACACAUAUAUUGUUUACGUCUUGUGGCUAUACUUUUGAAACAGUGAGUAUUUUAAUGUUUAUGGUCUGGCCCCAUUCACUUCCAUUGUAAGCGACCUACUGUAACCGUGACGUUCUGCUUUUUUAAAUAGACAAAGGCGAUCAACAUUAUGUUGACUGAACUUAACUUGUAUCAAAACCAGAACAUUCUUUUAAUUGUCAUAAAAAUUAUGUCAAAAAAUCUUAGUGGUCCUUUAUGCAAAAUGUAAAUCCUUUGAUUUUGAGGUGAAAUAUGACCUCAACAUUUGGGUGAGAUUUACCCUGUCAGUGUGUGCUUGUCUGUCAACUUCAGAUCUCUCUAUAAGUGGACGUGGACGGGUGUGUGGUUAAUCUCUGAGAUGUAGGUCAGAGGUCGUGAGAUGUGCACUGGUGUCACUGAUUGUGGGUGUUAUUAGCUGCAUGCGGGACAGAUAGCGAAGGUGUCAGAGUGAGCAUCAAGCAUGCAGCGCUCUCCGAGUUACAUGCCCCACACUGCAACCCCAUCCUUAAAUGGGGCGACACCCGUCUGACUCACUAAGUCUUUUAGAGAGAGAACUGAGAGAGUGUGAGAGAAGAUAAGAUUAUCUUUAGCAAAGAAGAGUGAGACUAAAAGCCCUCCAGGGAAUAGAGAGAGAGAGAGAGAGAGAGAGAGUCACCUUGAAAAGCCAGUAUUGUCCCAGCGGUCUGUGAUGCUACUGUUACAACCUUUAUCUUUGUACUAUUAAAAUAACUAUUUAAAGGCAUAGUUCACCCAAUAAUGAAAAUGAGCCUAUCUUAUCAUUUACUCACCCUCAUGCCCUUUCCGUAUGACUUUCUUUCUUCUGCAGAAGAUGUUUUGAAGAACAUAUGAGAUGUUUAUGUCUAUACAAUGCAAGUCAAUGGGGUCCAAACUUUUCAAGCUCCAAAAAGCACAUAAAGGCAGCAUAAAGGUAAUCCAUACAACUGGAGUGUUUUAAUCCAUGUUCUCUGAAGCGAUACGAUCAUUUUGUGUGAGAAACAGACCAAUAUUUAGGACCUUCUUCAUUAUAAAUCUUGACAUACGGCCCUAUUGGAACACAGUGCAUGCUUUAAGACUGAUUGUUUUGACGCUGCACAUGUUUGCAAGGUUCUCAAUCAAACCCGGUAUCAUUAUGCAUCGAUAAGACGUUUCAUAAAAUUUUCUGCUUUUCAUCAACCUUUUUGCAACUGCGGAACAUUUUAAAAGAAUCCCAGAAAAAACACAACUCGCAACUCUUAGUGCAUCUUAGUGCAUUUUCAAGGCGUGAAAACCACGAACCUGGCAUCACUGUGUCUGGUUUGUGUACAGCGCUCUGCGCAUGCGUCAAGCAUAGAAAGUGUGUAAACGAGCUUCUCUCAUGAACGCACCAGAGACCGCAGAUGUUAACAAGGACUUGAUUUUUGGUUUGUUUCUCACCCAAACUAUCAUAUUGCUUCAGAAGACAUGGAUUAAACCACUUAAGUCGUAUGUAGUACUUUUAUGCUACCUUUAUGUGCUUUUGGGAGCUUGAAAGUUUUAAACCCCAUUGACUUGCAUUGUAUGGACAAAAACACCGUAUACUUCCUUCAAAAUAUCUUCCUUUGUGUUCUGCAAAAAAAAGAAAGAAAGUCAUACGAGUUUGGAGUGGCAUGAGGGUGAGUAAAUGUUUAAAUGAGAAUAAUCACUUUGGGUGAACUGUUCCUUUAAGAGAAAAAAUGCUAAAAGGUGUUUAAAAAUCAAAAACUUCAAGGAAGCUCGUAAAAUAUACACUUUGGGAUUGUGCAUACUAAUGAAAAAUGUCCUUGUUAUUUGUUACCCCAAAAUCAUCAUCAUCAUCAUCAUCAUCAUCAUCAUCAUCAUCAUCCUAAUAACUGAAAGCACAAUUCUUAUACGGUAAAAGGGCUUGAAUGUAUUUUCAUGUUACGUUUACUCAAUAUACAGUAACAAAAAUGUUAUUCUGCUGUUCUCUGUACUUGUUUAUGUAAAAAAGCAUUACACUAAAAAAAAAAGAGUACAAUCUUUUAUCAUUUAUAAUAAUAUAUUAUUUAUAGUAGAUAAUUUUAGUUUAGCUGUAAAUAUAUUUUUUUGAAAUACUUCCCGAGUACAACAAUGUAAUGCAUGCUGAUAUCUGUUGUGUGUGUUAUGUGUGUGUGUGUGUGUGUGUGUGUGUGUGGUCACACACAUGUUGUUUAUAUGAUUUGCAGGCCCAUGACCCAGAGAUCAGUGCAGAGAAAGUGUUUACGUGUGUGUUAUCCCUGGAGCCCCUCAAGUCUCUUACGUGUGCUUCUUGCAUGGUAUGUAACUGCAGUGUGUGUACAUAGUGUGUAUCUAUCAGUAUGUGUGUUUGCAAAGAUACAUUUUCUAAGUGUGGACAGUCAUUGUGUGUGAAUCUCAAAUUUAGCGUGUGAUGGAGGUCACGCGCGCUCACACAGCCGUUAUGCAGCACAACGGCAGCCAAAGACACACUAAUACCAACAUACAGUCUAAUACACAACAUACAAAAUACUAAAACCCAGAUAAGCAGACUUUAUGAAAAUAUAGAUAUGCUUUUAUUUAAUGUUUUUAUCAAUAUCAAUAUGUAAAGUGAUUCUGUAUGAAACAUGUACAAAGUGGGAAUCGCAGUCUGAUCGGAUUGCCGCACAAAUGAACCAAGCCAUACGGUGACAUUAAACCAGCCGGAAAAUGGCAUGAAAAAAAUCGAAAUGACUUCAUGGAAGUUGGUGGUGGCCAUAGCAACAAAAACAGACUUUUUCCACACUUGCUUGACUUCAAAGUUGUUGUUGUUUUUCUUUUCUUGGUUUAUUAAUAGCAAGUUGGCAAGGAAAUACUUCAGAGGACUGUGCUUCAAGCUAGUGGCGUAGCCAAGGGUGGGCAGGGGUGGGCCUGGGUCCACCCAAAUUAGACCCAGGCCCACCCAGAGUAUUGGAGAUUGUUCUAUGACUUCCUAUAUAGAUUUAUAAAAUGGUUAAAAAAAUGCAUAAAUUCUGAUUUCUAAAAUUGUGAAAGAACACAAGGACAAUUUGGUAAAAAAAAAAAAAAUGGGGCGAACAUUUGCCCCAUCCAUUUUUAGAGGCCCACCCAAAAGUAAUUUCCUGCCCACGCCCUUGCUUCAAGCUCAGAAACAUACUUUACGUAAGUGCGCAGUUGCAAUCGCAAACCAGCUGAAUGAGUCUUAUUUUCCGACUAGCUUUACCUCUAUUCUUCAUCAAGAGCACAAAAAUUCAUAAAAACUAAACAUAGUCAAAAUUCACUUGUCAAACUGAAUUACGACAAUUACCAAGAUUCUUUAAUUGACACGCCCAAACUCAGAAAGUCGAGACUCGUAAAUAUGAUCAUUCCGACAGGUGGCUUACUAAACAUGUCAACAGUUUAACUAACUCACUUACCGUCCACUGCAAGAUUUUCCUUAAUCUGUUGUUGCCAUGCCACGACAGUAGUCGACGAGUCGACUGUACGAGAAAACUGACCGUAGCAGUUUACACACUUGCUCCUAUAGCGGCCCCUUGUGGCAAUGCUGAGAAUGCAAUGUGUUUGUAAUUAGUAUGGAGCUUGCAUAGAAGCAUCUGUGUUCACUUGUGUAUAGUAUGUUCUGGGUUUAAAGGGAUAGUACACCCAUAAAUGAAAAUUCCCUCAUCAUUUACUCACCCUCAUGCCAUCCCAGAUGUGUGACAUUUUUCUUCUGCUGAACACAAAUGAAGAUUUUUUGAGGAAUAUCUCAGCUCUGUAGUGAAUGGUGACCAGAACUUUGAAGAUCUAAAUAUCACAUAAAGGCAGUGUUAAACUGAUAUCCACACAACUCCAGUGGUUUAAUCAAUGUCUUUUGAAUUGAUCCAAUCGGUUUCGGGAUUAUUUUUAUGCUGCCUUUGUGUGAUAUUUGGAUCUUCAAAGUCUGGUCACCAUUCACUUGCAUUGUAUGGACCUACAGCGCUGAAAUAUUCUUCUAAAAAUCUUCAUGUGUGUUCUGCAGGAGAAAGAAAGUCAUACAAAUCUGGGAUGGCAUGAGUGUGAGUAAAUGAUGACAGAAUUUCCAUUUUUGGGUGAACUAUUCCUUUAAGGGGCUGUUCACUCCGGACAGGAGGUCUUGCGUUCAAAAACAAAUAAGAGAAUAAUCAAACCGAAUGUAAGUGUCUCAGGUCGUGUUUUUAAAAGUUAAACUACGACACUGUGUACAGCGUGGCUAUUGUGCCACAAGACACCUAAAAACAACGGCCAAAGAUGUCUGUUUGAUGCAUGCAACGCACAAAGACCAACAAUUAAAAAAUAGCGCAGACGGAACGCAAGACGUAUCGUGUGUGAACCACCCCUAAAGUGUGUCUGCAUUCUAAUGCCUCGUACCUGAGGCACGAAUUUCUAUCAAUAUACCAAAAAAUUAUUUUUAAAAAAUUCAGCUGGUUUUCAGGUCAUUCUGAGGGUGUUGGCGGGUGAAAUUGUGUGGGACAGCGCCUCCCAGAGGCCGGUGUAAAUACUGAAAAAUAUUUUGUGUCGUGGUUUCUAUUCAGUGAGUUGUUGCUUCCAUUCAGUAGAUUUGUGGGUUUGUUAUCAGCUUAAUGUUUGUAUGAUAUAUAUAUAUAGUCGACAUUCUAUAUGUGUAGCACAGCUGAAGUGUAAAUACAUGUGUUUAUUAAUUAAUAUGAAUGUUCUUGAACUUUAUUAGGGUACAGAAUUCGGGAUUGUAUUUCACUGAUCGCGAUGAAACAGUAACAAAGUGUAUUUAUAAGAUUUGCUGUGUUGUGUGAUUUACUUUUAAAGAAGAAUUCUAGCAAAUAAAAGUGUUACGAUAAA
Molecule: messenger RNA, 11713 nt
Organism: Myxocyprinus asiaticus (Chinese sucker)
Lineage: Eukaryota; Metazoa; Chordata; Actinopteri; Cypriniformes; Catostomidae
Product: muscarinic acetylcholine receptor M2-like
Exons: 3
Coding region: 342-1841 (499 amino acids)
Biological process (GO): G protein-coupled receptor signaling pathway, coupled to cyclic nucleotide second messenger; chemical synaptic transmission; adenylate cyclase-inhibiting G protein-coupled acetylcholine receptor signaling pathway
Cellular component (GO): plasma membrane; synapse; dendrite
Molecular function (GO): G protein-coupled acetylcholine receptor activity; G protein-coupled serotonin receptor activity
Source: RefSeq, a predicted model, not a curated record